AUGGUGGGCGUUCCUGGACGAUCCAAGGGUUGCGUCACUUGCCGGCGGCGAAAGAAGGGCUGCGAUAAAAACGUCCCGUCGUGUCACCAAUGCAUACGGUCCGGCCUACAAUGCGGAGGCUAUGGACGAGAUCUUGUUUGGGUCAAUACCACACCAGACGGCGAUGAUACCGGCAAGGCUGUGCCAUUACCGACUCGAGGGAAAAGCUCAUCAACCUCGUCAACUCAACAGCGGCCCUGGAGUGUCAUUUACACCACCAGAGGAGCAAACCACGUCAACACCAACAUCACUCUCCACGAUUCGCUCACUCGAUCGGCCCGAGAAGAACUCUACUUCAGCACGCUCAUCUCCACAGCACUUCCCUACGGCCAUCUACUAUCGGCCAGGGCUUCGGACGUAUUGACAAACGGAUGGGUGUCGGCAGUCAAAGCAUAUUACGACAAAGAGCCGGCUAUUCGAUAUGCUUCGCUAGCAAUGAGCGUGGGCUUUAUGGGUGUUGAGGAGAGGAAGAAACAAAUUACACAAUCUAGUCAAAUGACUCUUCAGGGCUUUGAAGCCUAUAAUAAAGCUAUCCUCGAAAUGGUCCGGGGGUUGAGCGACUCAAAACGAUCUAAGAACGACGGCAUUAUCGUCGCCGCCAGAAUAUUACAGUUUUACGAGCUAUUUUUUGGAAAGGCACCCGACUGGCGCGCUCAUAUUGAGGGCCAGCUGGCUCUCUUUUUGGCCAGAGGCCCAGAAUCUUUCGUAUCUGGACAGGCACAUCAGCUAUAUGUUGAUGGCCGAAUCCUUAUUGUCAUGUUGUCAAUCGGAAGACGGGCCAAAUCUCCGCUCCACACACCCGAGUGGCGAUCAACUCCAUGGCGUGAUAUCCCCAAGUCGACCAAAGACAAGCUGAUCGAUAUCCUGGAAGAUGUCCCAUUUAUGCUGAUCGCCUAUGACGAACUUCGCGCCUGUCAGGAUCCCGAGCGUUUCGACGAACUACGCCAGAUUGUAAUGCUGAACUGUCAGCACAUUGCAACAAGCUUGGAUGUCUGGGAAGAGGAAGCUGGGCCAAUUCUCCGUCAGUUCGACUAUACGUUUUCCGGCUCUCCUCUACCCACACCCCAAGACGACACUGAGUUUGGGCUUGUGUAUAUAUCGGGAUGCUAUUGGGGUGCUCGCCUGAUGCUGUACAGCACCCUUGGGAUGACCUUGGCACAUUCAGCCGGAGCUGCAAGCCCGGGGGCUGAUAGCAUACCAUCUAUGAACGGCAGCUCUCCAGCUUCGACUGCAGGUACGGCGUCGACGCCAGCCACCUCACCGGGGCAGUCGUCCGAAAAGUCCCCCGGGCCAUACUACAGUCCUCCUCAGAUAAAGAUGGAAAACCCAGGAAUCUACGCUCGCAAAAUCGCCCACAUGGUACACCUCUUGUAUGAACCUGCUGCCGGCGCGAUGCAAGGCGCCUCGGGUCUUUUCCCCUUGGCCCUUGCGCUGCGUUUCUUUGCAACAACCGAACCUCCCGGUCAAAGGAGCUUGGAGUCUGAAAUGCUGUAUAGGCUAUACCGUAAACCUUUCGUGGGUACUUUUGUUGGACGAUUCCUUAAUGAUCUCCAGGGAUCUCAACAAGACGACGAAGCGAAGCGGGACAGCGAAGCCAAGGCGCAGCGGAAUAUCUUCUGGUAUGCUGUCUUAGGCAGUGAAAAUAUUGUGCGUGUUGGAGAGAAAACAAAAUAA
Molecule: messenger RNA, 1713 nt
Organism: Trichoderma asperellum CBS 433.97
Lineage: Eukaryota; Fungi; Ascomycota; Sordariomycetes; Hypocreales; Hypocreaceae
Biological process (GO): regulation of DNA-templated transcription
Molecular function (GO): zinc ion binding; DNA-binding transcription factor activity, RNA polymerase II-specific
Source: RefSeq, a predicted model, not a curated record